Sardina pilchardus (European sardine) is the source of this 2607-nucleotide messenger RNA. RefSeq names its product extracellular calcium-sensing receptor-like. NCBI's taxonomy places the organism in Eukaryota, Metazoa, Chordata, Actinopteri, Clupeiformes, Clupeidae. Gene Ontology annotation, cellular component: plasma membrane. The coding region runs from base 1 to 2607 and encodes 868 amino acids. Gene Ontology annotation, molecular function: G protein-coupled receptor activity. Gene Ontology annotation, biological process: G protein-coupled receptor signaling pathway. The transcript has 6 exons. The record is from RefSeq and is a predicted model, not a curated record.
AUGCAGAUCUCUCUGAGUCUCCUGCUGGCCUGGACAGUGUCUGCAGCCACUCUGCUCUCUCCCACCCUCACCUCCAGAUCUGAUACAUCUGACCUCUGCCAGUUGCGGGAGCAGUUCAAUCUGACUGGGCUUCACCAGGAUGGAGAUGUUAUUAUAGGGGGACUGUUUGAGGUUCAUUUGCUUUCUUUGUUAUCAGAGAUGUCUUUCAAAACAAAACCAAAGCCGCUUUGGUGCCACAAGUUUAACCUCCAUGGAUUCAAACAAGCAAUGACAAUGGCUUUUGUUGUGCAAGAGAUUAACAGAAACCCAAACCUGCUUCCGUAUUUAAAGCUAGGCUAUCAAAUGUAUGACAACUGUGUGAGGCUGGACGUGGCGUUCCGAGCUGCCACUGCUCUUGUCAGCGGAUCUGAAAAGUCUAUUUCCAUGCGGAAUUGCACUGGGCUACCUCCUGUGUUAGGCAUUGUGGGGGAUCCUUUCUCCUCUCACUCAAUUGCCAUUUCCAGUGUAUUGGGACUGUUCCAGGUUCCGAUGGUAAGCUUCUUUGCCACCUGUUCCUGCUUAAGUGAUAGACGGCGCUACCCCUCUUUUUUCAGGACUAUUCCAAGUGAUGCAUUCCAAGUGAGAGCUAUGAUACAGAUAUUGAAGCACUUCAGAUGGACAUGGGUGGGUCUCAUCUAUAGUGAUGAUGACUAUGGCCGCCAUGCUGCUCAGUCUUUUCAUGAGGAUAUCACUGCAUUUGGUGGCUGUGUGGCAUUCUCAGAAAUACUGCCCAAAGACAAUGAUAUUGUGGAGAUCAGAAAAAUAAUGCAGGUUAUUAAGAUAUCCACUUCUCAAGUGAUUGUGGUCUUCUCAGCAGAGGCAUACCUAAUGCCCUUCAUGGAUGAAGCAGUUCAUCAGAAUAUAACACGGCAGUGGAUUGCCAGUGAGGCAUGGUCCACUUCUAAUGCCUUUAUUGUACCUCGCCUGCUUCCUACACUCAGAGGCACUCUGGGCAUUGCCAUCCGGCGUGGAGAGAUUGAAGGACUGAAGGAGUUCCUAUUGAGUGUCCGCCCCGACAACAACACUGACAGUAUGGUGACAAAGUUCUGGCAGCACAUGUUCAGCUGCCGGUUUGAGCCAGAAGAGGCUUUGGCCAUGUCUGAGGGAAGAGUGUGUACUGGAGACGAGGACCUGAGCAAAGCUGAUUUGGCGUAUAGUGAUGUCUCUGACCUCAGACCCUCCUAUAACGUCUAUAAAGCAGUCUAUGCCCUGGCACAUUCUCUCCACAACCUGAUAAGCUGUGUUCCUGGGCAAGGGCCCUUUAAAGGGAAUAGCUGUGCCAGUCUACAUGAUAUGCAACCCUGGCAGUUGGUUCACUACCUACAAUCAGUGAACUUUACAACAGGUUUUGGGGAUCAUGUGUCUUUUGACGAGAAUGGCGAUGUCUUGGCAAUCUAUGACAUUUUAAACUGGCACGCAAUGCCAGAUGGAACGAUCAAGGCUAGAAUCGUGGGUGUUGUUGAUGAAUCGCAACCAACUGGGGAAAUGCUCAGGCUUCAUGAGGACAAAAUCUUCUGGAACUUUGAAUCAAACAAACCUCCUAGGUCAGUGUGUAGUGAGCCCUGUCCCCCUGGAACUAGAAAAGCCAGAAGGAAAGGACUACCUGUCUGCUGCUUUGACUGCCUCCCCUGUGCAGAUGGAGAGAUCAGUAACACUACAGAUUCUCUUGAAUGCUUCAGAUGUUCAAAAGAGUUCUGGUCAAGCUUGCAAAAAGACCAAUGUGUCCCCAAGGAGGUUGAGUUUCUCUCCUAUGAAGAGGCUUUGGGCAUUUCCUUGACAACAGUGUCUGUUCUUGGGGCGUGCAUUGCUGCUGUGGUCCUUGCUAUAUUUGUUCACUACCGUCAUACUCCUGUAGUGAGAGCCAACAACUCUGAACUGAGCUUCCUGAUUCUGCUUUCACUAAAACUCUGUUUCCUGUGUGCACUGCUGUUCAUUGGUCAGCCCAGGCUAUGGACCUGUCAGCUCCGCCAUGCAGCAUUUGGUAUCAGCUUUGUACUCUGUGUCUCUAGCAUUCUGGUCAAGACAAUGGUUGUCAUUGCUGUUUUUAAGUCCUCGAGACCUGAAGGUCAGGGGGCUAUGAAGUGGUUUGGGGCAGCCCAACAAAGAUGCACUGUCCUCAUCCUAACCUCUCUCCAAGUGGCCAUCUGUGUGAUCUGGCUCUCUACUGCCUCUCCUACACCUCACAAAAACACUCACUACCAGAGCUCCAAGAUUGUGUUUGAAUGUGCAGUUGGCUCAGUGGCAGGGUUUGCUGCAUUGUUGGGCUACAUAGGCCUUCUAGCAGCCAUUAGCUUUUUGUUAGCUUUCUUAGCAAGAAACCUCCCAGAUCAUUUCAAUGAGGCCAAGUUCAUUACCUUCAGCAUGCUCAUCUUCUGUGCUGUGUGGAUUGCUUUUGUUCCUGCCUAUGUCAGUUCUCCUGGUAAGUAUGCAGAUGCGGUGGAGAUCUUUGCAAUCCUGGCCUCCAGCUUUGGCCUACUCAUGGCCAUUUUUGCUCCGAAAUGCUACAUAAUUCUCCUGCAUCCAGAGAGAAACACCAAAAAGGCACUCAUGGGCCGAGGCUCUACAUGA